AUGAACAUGAUGUACGAUAGACCAAGUCAAUAUCAUCACUACCUACCACCACCUAAUAACCAUCUGCACUCGCCGCCACAAAACGAGGCCCAACACCAACAGCAGCAACAGCAAGCGCAAUAUGGACAAGCAGCUCCUGUUGCGGCAAACGCAAGCUAUUUACCGGGAAUGGCUCAUCAUAAUCAGAGUACUUUCCCUCCCUAUCAAGUGGAGCAUCCCCAAUUUACCCAGCAAGUGGCUCCUUAUGGCUAUCAACAACAUCCAAGUCCUUACUAUGGGGCUCCACAGGGACCCACUGCCUGCAAAUAUGCAUCAACUUUUGCAAACACGCCAUCAAAUAUACACCUUUCCUAUACAGCCAACACUACGAGCCAGGAAAAUAACAGUAACAGUCAUAACACACCCAAUAGGCGCGGGCCAUGGUCUCCGAUGGAAGACAAGAAAUUGCUUGAGCUUAUAUCUUUAUAUGGAGCAACUAACUGGGUGAGAAUUGCCAAUACUUUGGAAACGAGGACUCCCAAGCAAUGUCGAGAGAGAUACCAUCAAAAUUUGAAACCUAGUUUGAAUAGAGCCCCAAUAUCAGCUGAAGAAGGAGAAUUGAUUGAAAAAUUGGUGGCUCAAUAUGGGAAGAAAUGGGCAGAAAUAUCUCGUCAUUUGAAUGGAAGAUCAGAUAAUGCUAUCAAAAACUGGUGGAAUGGCGGUGCUAACAGGAGGAGAAGAGCCAGUUUGGCCACCACAACAGCAACCAAAACAACAGGUACAGAUACAGGUACAGACACAGGUACAGACACAGGCACAGACACAAGUGCAUACACAAACACGACUGACGGAUUGAUUAAACCUCAUGACUCGAUUCUGCAACAGGAACAGAAGCAACUACAAGAACCCAAUCUCAACUUCACCGAUAAAAAACCAAAAGCUGCUUCGAUUUUACCACAACCACCACAGCCGAACUCUCUACAUCAGAGGCACUACAUGCCUUCUGCAAUGCAAGUAUCAUCUAGCGCAUCCAGCAUGACUAACGCAUACUCAUCGACAAACAACACUCCCAACAAGUUACUCAAUUCAAGCUCUGUUAGUGAUAUACACAUACCGCAAAUUUCAUUCAACACUUCAAUGUUUGGCGGUGAGGGUGAGACAGAAGCAAGUGAUGUCAAAAAGCUACCUAGUAUAACCGAUUUCGCCGCUGGUAAAUCACCGCUUAUACCUGGUCUAAUGAAAUCAAACGAGAUCAGAUCAGCCAGUUUUGACGUCGGUUCGAUUUCUAGAGAAUCUGUAGCUGGUGCUGCCUCGGGUGGCGGCGCCAAGUUGUUGAUGCCGUCGUCGGCCACUGCCUUUGCUACUGGUGCCGGUACAGCUACCACUACAUUACCACCCAUUUCACAUAGCAACAAGAGACGCUUAAUAGAUGACGCGACAAGUAACACCGGUCGCCGGCACUCAAGUGCACAUUCCAUGUUAGUUCAAGCACAUGUCAAUGGAUCGCAUUCACACCUACCUCACAACUUGCUUCACCAUUCACCAGUACAUGGACUUGGACAUGGCCGCAGUCGUGGUCAAAGUCAAAGUGGUAACGUCCUGCCAUCGUAUCGUGGGUCUCCAUUGAACACAGCUACACAUGUCUCAAGAAAUAACUCAGUGACCCAUUUUGACUUGCUGAACAACACCCAUAAUGGGAUUUCAGCACCCAAUAGCGACCACCAUAAUAAUUCUGCAUUGAGGGGAGUCCCAUCAUCACCCGGCUCAACAGCAAACAGUUUGUCGUCUAGACGCUCGAGCUUAUUUGUUUCCGACAUGGCACAUUCGUCGUCAGUGGGUACUAAAACCAGCAUGGAUUACUUGUACAACAGCAGCUUCAGCAAUUCCACUUCACACAAACGAAACUCCUCGCAAAACUCAUCAUUCAAUUCGCCUUUGUUUACUCCGUCCACAAGAUUUUCCGUCUCGUCAACCACAUCCUUAAUGAAUCCUCCUUUGGGAAGUACCACUAGUACCUCGCCCAAACAGAAGCACAAUGAGUACAGCAAGAAUAAAAGUGGCAACAGCGCAAGCGCUAGCGGUCAUCAUGCAUUUGAUCCAAAAGAGACAAAUGCCAGCAGUGAGAUUGCAGGAAAUGCAACUGACCACGGUGCCACUACUCCUGGUGGCGAUGUGGAAAUGAGUACCGAAGGCGCGGAGCAAUAUAAAGAUGGCCAAGUUAGCGACAACAAUUCCACACCAAAGACUUCCUAUCAUCAACAUGUCAGUGCUGGCCCUGAAACGAGCAAGUCUCCUGAAUCUUUGGAGAAUAGGAAAAUGUCAGUAGCUGCGCUACUUGAUUAA
Messenger RNA from Lodderomyces theae, 2322 nucleotides. RefSeq lists its product as uncharacterized. The record is from RefSeq and is a predicted model, not a curated record. The transcript has a single exon. Gene Ontology annotation, cellular component: nucleus. Bases 1 to 2322 code for a protein of 773 amino acids. Gene Ontology annotation, molecular function: DNA-binding transcription factor activity, RNA polymerase II-specific; RNA polymerase II cis-regulatory region sequence-specific DNA binding. Gene Ontology annotation, biological process: positive regulation of transcription by RNA polymerase II; mitotic cell cycle. Lineage: Eukaryota; Fungi; Ascomycota; Pichiomycetes; Serinales; Debaryomycetaceae.